GGCCUACUAGGCCCUGCGCGCAGCCUAGCAACCACCCCUCGCCCGCAUAAAGAUGGAAGCCUAGAGCGCCGCCCCGCGCAGGGCCGCAGAGCCGGACGGCCACGCCCCUAAAGGAGGGCGCUGGCCAGUCACUUCCGGGCUCCUCGCUGAUUUCUUUCUCUCUCUCUCUCGAGCGCCCCGCCAGAAGGCUCCACGGGAGGCCUCGGGAUUUGGCAGCCAUUCGUGGUUGGUCUGCCCAAGACCCCCCGCCAGGCACCUCACGGCGGGAACGACGACUUUGCACUCCUCGGGCCUUAAAUGGGGCUCUGCUUUAUUCUGGGGGCCGCCCCGGGAUUUCCUCGUAGCGCCCCUUCCAGGGAAAUAUCCUAACCUGACCCUGCUUAGUUAUUGGGGACCCAGCAGGUCCAUCUGGGGUCAGAAGGGACCACAAGGAUCAUUUACUCUGCAACGUGCAGGAAAACUUAAUUAAGCCUUCCUGAAAAAUUGGGAUUUGCUGCCCUUCUCAAUUUGGGGCGCUAUUCAAUACGUCAGCCAGUGCAGCUUCUCUGAACAGUUCUUGGGUCUAUGCAUGGCUGCGUUCCGUCCUUUUCCUAAGACGUGAGAACUGGUUCCAUCUGGCUCAGAUGCUGCUGGGGUCCCAGGAGAACCAGUGGCACCAGGACCGAUCGGAAGGAGGCAACUAGUCACACUGAGUUGGGGGCUGCCUGGGCCCUGGGGAGGAGAGCCUGUCUCUGUCAGGUAUAAAUGCUCUGCCCGUGCCAGGGAUCAGCUAUAGCGCAAUAGUGCAGGGGUUAACCCAGACUCCCACCUGGUCAGCUCCUCCCAUAGACCCCUCCUUACCUGAAUCCCCGCCCACAGGUAUAAAAGGUGGGCACACUCCUCCAUGUUCCAGUUCCUGAUGUACCCAAGUGAUGAUAUGAUGAACCUGCAAAUAAAAGUGAGAUAUUUUACUUGAUGACUCAAGUCUCUUUAUUGGGCCCGAUCCACCAUUCCUCGUAACAAAAUGGUAGCAGAGGAUGGUUGGUAAGGCCCAAAGAUCCCAAGCCACAAGACAAGGACCCAUACCUACCUGCAGAAUGGCGACACCCCCGAAGCAACGGGAAGGCAACCCACCGGACUCGCCAGAGAAGGCAGGAUCCUCAACCACCCCCAAAACCACCGCAACGGAAGAAAAGGGGGAGAUCGAGAAAAGGAAAAGGCCACCACGGCGACCAAGAAGGAGAGGAGCUGCGACUCGACGUCCUACAGCUGUUAAAGGAGAGAGCCGGCGACAAAAACCUCCUUGCCGACCUGCGGAGCUUCAUACUCGAUCGCGAGGCGGCAAGGAGCGAAGAAGGCUCAGACUCAGAACUCGAGGAGCUGGACUCGGUGAGUGGAUCGCCCAAAGGGGCACUUCCAACGACCACCGAGCCCCAAAGCCCCGCUCUAAAUUUGAAACGGCGGCCAUCUUUGUCCACGUGCUCGGACAAGAUGGCCGACCUCCAACCAAUCGAAAGCCAGAGUUCAAAAUGGCCGGCGCGCGAAAAAUGCCGGACCAUGAACCACGAGGAAAGUGACCGGGGAGAGGGGACCGAAUCCGACUCUGACCCCUGGUACACCCCCAGCGAGCGACAAGUAGAUAGGGCCAUGAAGACCCUUGCCGCUGCCUUCGGCCCAGGCCUCAAAAUUACAAAAGAGAAGCCGGAGAGGCCAAAACAGAAAGGAAGGCGAGGAGAGGGGCAACGAAGCACCCACCCGAGAGCCACCGACGCCCGUGCCAGCCCGCCAGCCCACCUUCGCACCCCAGGGACACCGCGCCUCCGAUCGCCCAGGCCGCACACCCCGGACCGCGCAGACUGGGGCAGCUACUUACAGCCAUCACCGGAGCCUCAAUACCGCCAGGAUCUUCACUCCGGAGAAGCAGCCGCUGGACGACGCCCUCCGGAACACACCUGGACCCCCAAGUCCGAAGCCGAGGCCUACCCGACCGGCAGAGGCCUCUACAGCGGAGCCGCGAUGAACAGGUCCUUCCUCGGCGACGGCAGAGCUGAAAUGGACUUCGCGCAUGCGCUCUUCCGCCUAGAGGAAGAAAAAAGAAAAAAAUUACAAAGCGGGACUUUUAAACUACCGGCAAGCGUUCCCAUGCCUUACUGCUGCUAUAGGCACAUAAGGAACCAUGGACAGCAGCCAGCAGUAAGUAACUUUACUAAUAGUGCUGGAAACUUACCAGUAGACUUUCCCAAGUUGAGGAUGGAUGGGGGCAAUAUCCUAGAGUGGUCACAGCAGCUCCAGGUGGUGUUUCUGAAAGAAAACAUGUCUCAUUUUAUUAAUGACCCUCCAGAGAGACCAUGGACUUUAGAGCUGGAUUGCAUGCACCAUAGGGCAUUCUACCUUUUAAUUGCCAGUAUUUCCCCCACAAUUUACCACUGUAUUGGCCAUAACCUCACAGUAUCAGAAAUUAUAGGGAAAAUGUUUGGGUUGUUUUACAGUGAGAGUGUGUCCACCACCACACAAAUUUCCAAAGACUUCUUUUCCGCCAGACUUAAGCCAGGGACCCCCAUGAGUGAGCACCUAGUGUCCUUAAGCGGUACCAGAGCAGAGCUACACCUUAGGGGAGAAGUUAUUUCCGACCAAAUCAUGAAGAGUGUGAUAAUCAACUCUUUAGAUCACUCAUGGAAUAACUUUCUGACACACUUAGACACAGUUAGCCUAGGGAUGCUAUCCGUGGAGAAGCUAUCCAACAAACUUAUCGCAGAAGAUAAUCUGAGGAGGAGCCGCCCCGGCCCUCCCAGAGAACACAAGAGUGAAAAGAGAGUAGUCUUCCAAGAGAAACAACACAACACGCCCGAGUGCUACAUCUGCGGGUCGAGGGGACACAUCAAAAGGGACUGCCCCAAGAACUAUAGGGAGAGAGGCAGGCCUGAGCAUAGGUACAGACAAACAGAAAGGCACACAUCCGAAGAAAGGUAUAGACGUAGAGACUCACCCGUUCCCAGGGAUAAGAGGGGGAACAGAGACAGUUCACGCGACAGCAGGACAGGGUCCCUAUAUGGGAUAGGGGAGCACACACACACCACACACCAAGACAAGGACACCAGCUCUUGGCUCCUGGACUCGGGGGCCUCCAACCACACCACAUACAAUCAGAAACUACUCUCAUCAUUCAAGAGAGAGGAUUUUUCGAUCAAAGUUGCAGACCAAAACCAGGUUAGAGUAACAGGCAAAGGGACAAUUACAUUACCAGGCGUAGGGAAAAUAGAGGGGGUACUGCUAGUCCCGGAGAUACCCCACAACAUCCUGGCCGCAGUAAAGCUUAGCAAGGAAUCAGGGGUUGAGAUGAUAUUCACAAAAGGCAACGUCAAGGUUAGCAAGGACAGGAAAGAUAUAGGAAGAGUAACCAUUAACCAAGGGUUACCCUACAUAACUUUCUAUGAGGAUUACACCCACAGCAUAAACACCAGUUCAGAGAACGCAGAAGACACUGACCAAGGCAGGACUGAGGGUGAACAGGUAGGCGGGAAAGAGGUAGAUAACGAUAGUAACACGACACCAAAAACACAACACAACAAACACACCCAAAAGAGGCCCUCAAUAGGCAAACCAAUGCAUGACAACUGCGCCCAUCUGCUGCACCGCAAACUUGGACACGCCAGUUUUCCCGUGAUACAGAAAAUGGCCAAUUGUACCGAGGGUGCCAUAAUAAAAAACUGUGAAAACUACCUCGAGUGCUCGGUGUGCAAGUGUUCAAAACUGAAGGUAAAACCCAGACCCAAGAAGUCGUUACGUGCCGCCAACCAAAUAUUCGACUUAGUACACAUGGACCUGUGCAGCCCAGUCAGCAAAGUCUUUUCCAAUCCUGGCGAACCAAGUGAGAAGGGGCUCCUAGGAAGUGCAAUCCUGGCUCUCGAGAAACCCAUGGAUGAACAUGGUUUCAUCUCUGGGUUGCUCCUGGCCCCCUCCAGCCGUCAGAAGGUGGAAUUAUGUCCACGCAGGAAGGAUGGAAGGGGCCGUGGGAAUCUCGAGACAGCCAGAGGAAUUGGGUACAACGCGGCCUCUUCAGUGAAAGAAGCUCAAAUGCUGCAAUCCAAACUGGAUUACCAAGCUGGGUUCUCAGACAAGCGAGCCGGGCUAAAGUGGAUCGGGGGCCUUGUACUUCAGGGGGUUGGGGAGCGGCCUUCGGGUUUUCUUAAUCUGGCGGCGGCCACGGCUUGCAGAGGCCAGCAGGCGAGGCGCUGCAUCGGAAAGGAAGGGGAAGAGGAGGGCAGCGUCGCCUCUUGGCCGCCAGAAGCGACGGGGCGGAAGGAGCCGCCGAGUCUCCCUCUUUCCCGCUAA
Molecule: messenger RNA, 4311 nt
Organism: Pantherophis guttatus
Lineage: Eukaryota; Metazoa; Chordata; Lepidosauria; Squamata; Colubridae
Source: RefSeq, a predicted model, not a curated record